Chroicocephalus ridibundus (black-headed gull) is the source of this 7511-nucleotide messenger RNA. RefSeq names its product protein-L-isoaspartate (D-aspartate) O-methyltransferase domain containing 2 (gene PCMTD2). Lineage: Eukaryota; Metazoa; Chordata; Aves; Charadriiformes; Laridae. Gene Ontology annotation, molecular function: peroxidase activity; protein binding; protein-L-isoaspartate (D-aspartate) O-methyltransferase activity. Gene Ontology annotation, cellular component: cytoplasm. Bases 159 to 4733 code for a protein of 1524 amino acids. The record is from RefSeq and is a predicted model, not a curated record. The transcript has 25 exons. Gene Ontology annotation, biological process: response to oxidative stress; protein modification process.
CGCGGUGGUGCGCGCCGCGCCUGCGCAGUGGCGGGGCCGGCGCUCAGCUGGGUAGUGUUUACCGCUGCGGGACGGCCGCACCGCCGGGCCCGGGAGGGAACGGGCUGCACCGAGCCGACCCGCCGCUCAGUUUUAGUGCUUGUAGAAAACUUGUGAAGAUGGGAGGUGCAGUGAGUGCAGGAGAAGAUAACGAUGAAUUAAUUGAUAACCUGAAGGAGGCACAAUACAUCCGGACAGAACUGGUAGAACAGGCGUUCCGAGCCAUUGAUCGAGCGGAUUACUACCUGGAAGAGUUCAAAGACAAUGCCUAUAAGGACUUGGCAUGGAAGCAUGGAAAUAUUCAUCUCUCAGCACCAUGCAUUUACUCUGAGGUGAUGGAAGCUUUGGAUCUGCAACCAGGGCUGUCAUUUUUGAAUCUUGGCAGUGGCACUGGUUAUCUGAGUUCUAUGGUUGGACUCAUCUUGGGUCCUUUUGGUGUUAACCAUGGUGUGGAGCUUCAUUCCGAUGUGAUUGAAUAUGCGAAGCAGAAAUUGGACUUCUUCAUUAAAACAAGUGACAGCUUUGACAAUUUCUCCUGCUCCUGUCCCAGUCGCUGCCUCUGCUUCAGGACUACAGUAAGAUGCAUGCAUCUGAUGUUGGAAACCAUCCCCGAUAUCCCACCCCAGACAAACAUACUAGAUUUACGCUUCAACCACAUCAAGGAGAUACAACCUGGAGCCUUCAAAAGACUGAAGAACCUCAACACGCUGCUGCUGAACAAUAAUCAAAUAAAACAAAUUGUGAGAAGAUCCUUUGAAGAUCUGGAGAACCUGAAAUACCUCUACCUUUAUAAAAAUGAAAUUCAGAGCAUCCAGCAACAUGCCUUCAACGGGCUCCGUUCUCUGGAACAGCUCUACCUGCAUUUCAACAACCUGGAAAGUCUGGAGCUGGAGACUUUUAGCGACCUGCCGAAACUUGAAAGGCUAUUCUUGCACAACAACAAGAUUUCCAGGAUUCAUCCAGGGACAUUCUCUCAACUGGAAUCCCUCAAACGGCUGCGGCUGGACUCCAACGCCUUGCUUUGCGACUGCGACUUGAUGUGGCUGGCAGAGCUGCUGAGGAAAUACGCCGAGCAGGGCAGCAUCCAGACGGCCGCCACCUGCGAGGCGCCGCGGGAGCUGCACGGGCGCUCCAUCGUCACCUUGACGGCCCAGGAGUUUAACUGCGAGAGACCUCGCAUAACCUCCGAACCCCACGACGUCGACGUCCUCUUGGGAAACACAGUUUAUUUCACCUGCAGGGCAGAAGGCAACCCAAAGCCUGCAAUUAUUUGGCUGCACAACAAUAACGAGAUUGACAUGAAAGAUGACAGUCGCCUGAACCUGUUGCAAGACGGUACCUUGAUGAUCCAGAAUACCAAGGAGUCGGACAAAGGCGUCUACCAGUGCAUGGCCAAGAACAUAGCUGGGGAGGUCAAGACACAAGAAGUCGUUCUGCGCUAUUUUGGCACCCCAUCCAAGCCCACUUUUGUGAUCCAGCCGCAGAACACUGAAGUGCUGAUUGGGGAAAGUGUCACCUUGGAGUGUGGGGUCUCUGGGCACCCCCACCCUCGCAUCAGUUGGACCCUUGGCACAGGCUCUCCUUUACCGCAGGAUUCCCGUUUCACUAUCACCAGCUCUGGAGGACUCUUCAUUCAGAACGUCACCUUCUCGGACCAAGGACAGUACAACUGCAAUGCCAGCAACACCGAGGGAUCCAUCCAGGCGACAGCAAGGAUCAUAGUGCAAGAUUCUCCCAGGUUUCUCCUCAUCCCCACUGAUCAGACAGUGACUGAGGGACAAAGUGUGGAUUUCCCCUGCUCUGCUGAGGGUCACCCUCCACCCGUCAUUGCCUGGACGAGGGCAGGUGGGCCACUGCCGAAUGACCGGAGGCACAGUGUCCUCUCCACGGGUACCCUGCGGGUGAUGAGGGUUGCUUUGCAUGACCAAGGGCAGUACGAAUGCCAUGCCAUCAGCGCCAUCGGAGUGAGGACCCUGCCGGUACAGCUGUCGGUGACCCCACGAGUGAUACCCGUGUUCCUUCAUCCGCCCCAAGACGUGGUGGCAGAGACAGGCCAGGACGUCGCGAUUACCUGCGCUGCCCAAGGGGAUCCGCGGCCCACCAUAACCUGGGUCAAGGAGGGUAUCCAGAUCACAGAGAGUGGCAAGUUCCACAUAAGCCAAGACGGGACCCUCUCCAUUCAAGACCUCGGCGUGGCUGACCAGGGCAGAUACGAGUGCAUAGCAAGAAACCCUUUUGGCUUCACCUCCAGCGCUAUGCAGCUCACCAUCACCGCCACGGAUGUGGGUCGGAGCGGUGACACGUUUGUAGCCACGUCGAUACGGGAAGCCAUCAGCAGCGUGGACCACGCCAUCAAUUCAACGCGCACCGAGCUGUUUAGCAAACGCCCCAAGACGCCCAAUGACUUGCUGGCCCUUUUCCGUUACCCCCGGGACCCCUACACCCUUGAAACAGCCAGGGCGGGCGAGAUCUUUGAAAGGACCUUGCAGCUGAUUCAGGAACACGUGCAACAGGGUCUGAUCGUGGAUAUGAAUGUCACAGGCUAUCGCUACAACGACUUGGUGUCCCCUCACUACCUGAACAUGAUUGCCAACCUGUCGGGCUGCUCUGCCCACCGCCGCACGCCAAACUGCUCCGAUAUCUGCUUCCACAAGAAGUACAGGACACACGAUGGGUCUUGCAACAACCUCCAGCACCCGAUGUGGGGUGCGUCUCUCACAGCCUUCCAGAGGCUUCUCAAACCCGCCUACCAGAACGGAUUUAACCUCCCCCGGGGAUUUUCCUUGGCAGAAGAUGCCAGGGACCUGCCCCUUCCUCUACCCCGCCUCGUCUCCACCGCCAUGGUCGGGACUGAGACCGUCACCCCCGAUGACCAAUUCACGCACAUGCUCAUGCAGUGGGGCCAGUUUCUGGACCACGACAUGGACCAGACGGUGGCAGCCAUUAGCAUGUCCCGCUUCUCAGAUGGAGCACCCUGCAGCCAGGUGUGCAGCAACGACCCGCCUUGCUUCUCCGUCAUGGUCCCUGCUAACGACCCCCGCGUGAGGAAUGGGCGCUGCAUGUUCUUUGUCCGCUCGAGUCCCGUGUGCGGCAGCGGGAUGACCUCCCUGCUGAUGAACUCCGUAUAUGCCAGGGAGCAGAUCAACCACUUGACAUCUUACAUCGAUGCCUCCAAUGUUUACGGCAGCACAGAGCAGGAGUCGCAGGAGCUGCGGGAUCUGAGCAGCCAAAACGGGCUGCUGAAGCAAGGGCAAGUUGUGCCGAGCUCGGGGAAGCAUCUCCUUCCCUUUGCUGUAGGGCCACCCACUGAGUGCAUGAGAGAUGAGAACGAGAGCCCCGUGCCGUGCUUCCUGGCAGGAGACCACCGUGCCAACGAGCAGCUGGGUCUCACAGCCAUGCACACGCUUUGGUUCAGGGAGCACAACCGCAUUGCCACGGAGCUGUCGGCCCUCAAUCCCCACUGGGAUGGAGACCUCCUGUAUCAUGAGGCACGGAAGAUUGUGGGUGCUCAGAUGCAGCACAUCACCUAUGCCCAGUGGCUCCCCAAGGUCCUUGGGGAAGCUGGGAUGAAGAUGCUGGGUGAGUACAAAGGCUACAACCCCAACAUCAAUGCGGGGAUUCUCAACGCCUUUGCCACUGCUGCCUUCCGCUUUGGGCACACCUUGAUCAACCCCAUCCUGUAUCGGCUGAAUGAAGCCUUCCAGCCCAUCCGCCAAGGCCACAUCCCCCUGCACAAAGCCUUCUUCUCCCCUUUCAGGAUCACACAGGAGGGUGGGAUCGACCCCCUCCUCCGUGGGCUGUUUGGGGUUCCUGGGAAAAUGCGGAUCCCCUCUGAACUCCUCAACAUGGAGCUGACAGAGAAACUCUUCUCCAUGGCACACUCUGUCUCGUUGGACUUGGCCGCUAUCAACAUCCAGAGAGGGCGAGACCAUGGCAUCCCACCUUACAAUGACUUCAGGGUCUUCUGCAACCUCUCGUCUGCACAGGAGUUUGAGGACCUCAGAAAUGAGAUAAAGAACUUGGAGAUCAGGGAAAAGCUCAGGAGUUUAUAUGGAACUACUAAAAACAUUGACCUGUUUCCAGCACUGAUGGUGGAGGAUCUUGUUCCUGGUACCAGAGUUGGACCAACACUGAUGUGCCUGUUAACCACGCAGUUCAGAAGGCUGAGGGAUGGAGAUAGAUUUUGGUAUGAGAAUCCCGGAGUCUUCACGCCAGCACAGCUGACUCAGAUCCGACAGACAUCCCUUGCUCGUGUCAUCUGUGACAACAGUGACCACAUCCAGCAGCUCCAGAGAGAUGUCUUCCGGGUGGCAUCGUACCCACAGGGCAUGGUCGGCUGUGAAGAGAUUCCCGCGGUGGACCUCCGAUUGUGGCAGGACUGUUGUGAGGACUGCCAGACGCGUGGGCAAUUCGGGGCUCUUUCUCAGCGGUUCCGAAGCAAAAGGUCUCCUGGCUUCAGCUACCCAGAAGAAAACCCUGCCAAGCAUAAGCCUGCCUUCCCCAGAAAUGAGGCGCCUUCUCCAAGCCCUUCCUCCAGAGAGAAUCUCGAGUCCCUUGUGGCGGAACUGGAGAAGACAGUUGCUUCCCUACGGAAACAGGUGAAUACACUAGAGAGCCAGCUGAGGUGGCACCACAGGAACACCAGCGCGCACGGGCAGGGGAAGAAGACUGGAGACAAAUGGAGAAAAAGAUGACCGUGUUGCCUGUUCAUAUAAGGUCAGUGUGCUUGUUCUGGGCUGGGGUCCAAGAGGUGGAUCAGCGUCGUGCUGCCAAGCCUGCGGUGGGACACCUGAGCAGAGGGACUGUUGCAGGAAGGAAUGGAGCAAUCCGGUGAUGAAUGGGACAAGAGGUAAUAGGCUUAAAUGCAGCCGGUUAGACACUCAUUCCUACCAGUAAUGAUUAGUGACUCAUUGGAAUGGGUUGUCUGGGGACGUUGUGGCGUAUCCAUUCCUGGAGGUCUUUCAAGAACAGGUUCGGCAAAGAUGGGGAAAGACAUAAGUAUAGGAUGGACUAGGUGGACUGGGCGAGGUCUCUCAGGCCUGUUCUCCUGGGACUCUGGGUAGGUUUCUUCUAGCAACACUUAAUGUCCCAAGCCCAAAUCCAACAGCCUGCAAAGGACCUUUGUGGGGAGAGAUAUCACAGAGCGCAGUGAUGGAGUAGAUGGACUGGUUCCUCCUCAGGGUAACAAGGGCAUCUGGGCAGAUGGAGCAAUCCGUCAUUUGCCUACAUAUUGACAGAGAUUUCCCCCUCAAUAUCUGAGUCACCGUGCACCUCUCUGAAAGCACCGGUCCUCUGUUUGCUCGGCUCCAGACGAGGCAGUUGAGGAUGUUCAAGAGCACAUUUAAAGUCACUGUCAGCACCUGGGGACUCCCGCUGCUGCUCGGCGGUGGCAGGAGCUGUGGCAGAAAGCUGCCAGACCUGCAGUGCCCUGUGUUUAGGGGCACGGAGAGCACGGGCUGAGCUUCCUUAGCCCGCUUUCCGUGGAGAUCCCUGCAGCCUUGAAAGAGAGGAUGAACAACUCGCUGGCACCUGCCAGUCUGGAGGAGGUGUUUAAUGGGUUUUACGUGUUGCAGAUGAUUACUGCAGGGACCGGAGCAGAAGAGUUAUGCAGAAGCGUUGCUCUGCCAGGCAGUCUGUACUAGAAGGAGCAUCCUCUGGCAGUUAGAUUACAGGAGAGGGCAAGCAAAGGCUGGUCUGUGCUGAUAAUCUCAGCAGAAAGCAGAAGGGGAAGCCUGUAGGCUGGCCACGCUGUUUUCCUCUGAUCUGGUGUGUUGGUCCGUAUAGAUUUUCCAGUUGAACAGUGAUUCCCCUUUAGAAAUGUGACGUAAAUCGCAGUGUGACGCACGAGUUGGCUUUUCCUCGUCGUCAUUUGCAGAUCCCUGCAGAGCGCUGCGGGCUUUACAGGGUGCCUGAAAAGUAUUUCUGUGUUUUUAAAGGGCUGUUGCUGUUUUGAUGCUGGAGUCCUGCAUGCCCCAGACCUGCCAGGCACUGCUCAAACAACUUGUUCUGCCGCCGGCUCCCUCCCGUAGAGAUUUUCCGCUUUCCUGUGCCGUUUCAGGUGCCCUGUGACCUGCGCUCCCGCUCUCCACCAGCCAGUCCCAACCCACUCCCACGGAAACAGCGGCCACCAGACCCCACGAUGCUCUGCCUCCUCUCACACCUCCUGUACCGCUGCCUGUCCCAGGACGACCCUACUUCUGCCUGUAUUGAACCCUCUGCACUGACGGUCCAUGAGCCCCUCAGCCCCUGGACCAUUCACCUCUGGGGAUGGGGAGAGACCCAGCACUCUGCCGAGAUGCCGCUUUCUUCCUUGGUCCCCAGGAAAUGGAGAACAACUGAAGCUGCUUUAGUGCCACUGUUCUGCUCUGCUCCUCUUGCCACACAGUGCUGUCACCGUCCACCACCCCUUCUCCGAAAUGUCCCACGGGCACCCAACUGAAACAACGCGUUCAGAGGCAAAGCCUUUCUCAAAUGCCCUGUGGUACCAGGAAGCAUCUGGAGAAAUCUGAAAAAAAAAAAAAUAUAAUAAAUAAAUAUGAAACCCAAAACAACCUCCCAGCCAUCUUCUCAGGCCAACAGGAAGAGGAAGAGGACCCUCAGGGCCCCGGCAAGCAGCGUUUGGGCUGGGCUGGCCCUCCCUGCCAGCAGCGCCGAGGUGAACCCACGGCUCGGGGGAGUCUCCCGGCUGUUUGGGCGCUUGGGGACGGGAUGCCAGACACGGCCGUGCCCAGAUCGGCCGCUGUGCUUUGCCGGGCGUUGGGUGACCGGUGGCGCAUCCUCGGUUACGUGACCCUGCGAGUGACCUGCCGUUACGUGCCCAGUGCUCAAAAAAACAUUUUCCUCGACAUUCUCCAACUUUCUACCCCUUUGGGGGAUUAAUUUGAUUUAUGUUUCUCUUCCUUUUUUUUUUUUUCCCCCCCGCCCCAAAAGUCUCUUUGCCGUAAGAUGUCUUUUGACUGUAAACGUAACAGGACCUGGAACAGAACCUCAAAUCAUUAGCCGUAAUGGGCGCUCUCGUUAGUGGAGGGGAGCUGCUGGUUUCUGUCAGUUAGUCCGGGAGAACACGAUGUGCAGUGUUAGACACAGGGGUGAAUGCAAAGUGCUGUUUGUGUUUAUUGCUCCCAGGUGCUCUGCAACCAAACCAGGACUAUGUAACCGGCUCUACCCAGCACCUCUCCUGGUUUUGGUGCUCGUUGAAGGUGCUUUUUAGUGGUGCUAGAACUAAAGUCCCUGUGCAUCCACCACAGCCCCAAAUCUGUGGACGGAUUGGUUUUUAACACAUCCUUGUUAAGCUGGUGACAGGGACUAAUGAGAAAAUACUUGAUCCACCAGAUAUCUGUGCCUUCCUUCUCUUUCUCACUUUUCCUGCGUCCUCCCACCUUCCUUCCCACGCUGCAAGGACCAGAAACUUUUAUAAACGUGCUUUUUCUCUUCUUCUUUUUUUUUUUUUUUUUUUUAAAUUUUUAGGUGUU